CCAACAGUAACAUGCAGGGUGGUUUUUAAUAUUGGAUAUGCCAAAUAAUGGCAUGUGCAAUUAACUCAGUAGCUGAUGAUUCCCUCCCUCCAUCGUUGAAUUUUCAUAUAUAACAGGCCGUUCAGUUGCUAUUCAAGGUUGCACAUGACAAGAAACCACCAACAGAUCGAGCUGCUAAAUGCAUGACCAAACAGCUGAAUUCAAAGAGAGAGAGAGAAAGGAAGUAGAUUUGGUUGCAUAAAUUUGAACCCAAAUCAGUACACUUCCUUUUUUUACAAUGAAGAUAAAGGAAGAAAUUGCUCGAGGACUGGGAAUGGGUCACAAAGUAGCUGAUUCAGGGAGUAAGGUUAUUCCGAUCACCACCGACUCGGCGUCACCUUCUUCAGCUGAUGAGCAGAAAGACAAGCAUAAGGGGGAUCACAAAUCCAAAAGCAUUGCUAAAAUGAAGGAGCUUCUAAGAAAGGCUGCUGCUGCUAAAUAUGAGAAAGGAGGAAAGUAUUUGGGCAGAAAGGUGAUGCAAUUCAGGAAUUACAGGGCAACCCUUAAAGCAAUACCUGAUGAUGAUCAAUUCAUCUCUGACUCACCCAAAAUCAGUUUCAGAUGGGAUGUGGAGAGCUGCUCCACCACUUCCUCUGCCUUUUCAGCUAUUUCUUUGGCUUCUUCCAUAAAUGAUCAGCCCACAAACAACCUGCCUUCUUCGAAUUCCACCCCCCUCCAUGACCCAGAAAACUUCAGUCCAAGAACAGGGAAUUGGAUCACUACAGACUCAGAAUUUGUGGUGCUAGAGCUUUGAGGAUUAAGGGUCUGCUACAGAAGGUUUAAUGGGUUGAAUCAAGUGAUUAGUCAAUGUUAAGGCAGUUAUAUAUUGUCAACUCAGACUUCGUUCAAUCCAAAUUCCGGGAAGGAUCAAGGGAAUUUAAUGUAACAUUAAGUUCAUGAUGAGGUUGUAAUCAAGGUUCUAACCAUUUUUUUGUGACUUAUAUAAAGCAAUAUGUAUCUCUUUA
Messenger RNA from Rhododendron vialii, 1004 nucleotides. RefSeq lists its product as uncharacterized. The record is from RefSeq and is a predicted model, not a curated record. The transcript has 4 exons. Bases 278 to 793 code for a protein of 171 amino acids. Lineage: Eukaryota; Viridiplantae; Streptophyta; Magnoliopsida; Ericales; Ericaceae.